Molecule: messenger RNA, 2245 nt
Organism: Haliotis rubra (blacklip abalone)
Lineage: Eukaryota; Metazoa; Mollusca; Gastropoda; Lepetellida; Haliotidae
Product: gastrin/cholecystokinin type B receptor-like
Exons: 4
Coding region: 540-1961 (473 amino acids)
Biological process (GO): G protein-coupled receptor signaling pathway
Cellular component (GO): membrane
Molecular function (GO): neuropeptide Y receptor activity; peptide binding
Source: RefSeq, a predicted model, not a curated record
UAUGGUCGGUACCAAAUGGUCGCGAGAUAGGUCGAUAUACGCAUCUUGACAGUACUAACGAGGAAAUGGUAAGAGCGGGAAGGAUACUGACUUAUUGAUCGGCAGUGGCUGGACCGUCCGUCAAUCAGAAGGACCUUCUCAAACAGGGACUACAGUAGAGGGCGUGCUUUACCCACACUCUCAUUACGACCUAUGUGUGAUGUUCCUCACGAGUCUAACCAAUAGUCACUCAUUUGCUAGCAACUUAUCCGCAAAGCGUCUUACAGACCCGAAGUUUCAAAAUGUAGAACGUGUGAAUGAUCCGAAGUUUUUAUUGAUGUAUCUUUCAAAGCGAUGUAUAAUUAGGAAGACUUUCCCAGGAGUGUGUCCAACACCCCUCGGAGAGAGUGAUACUCUACCGUAAGUAAACACUGAAAAUCACAGCUGAUGCUCAACGUUGUAUACCGCGCUGUUAAGGGAUUCUGGAGAAGUGGGAAGGAGUUUUCUACUUGUUUCAUCAAGAUGAAUCGGGAUUUAAGGAUUAACGCUGAUUCUACAUAAUGGCUAUGGCUAAUGUGAGCCACAAGUUCCCGUUCUGGAGCAACGAUACCCUGGCAAGUCAGUGGCAAGAGGAAAAUAGUUUUUACGAUGUGAUAACCAGUUUCAGGGAGAGUCUUUUUACGGUGCACAAUACGACAACUAUAAUCCUUUUAACCUUCUACGUGCCUGUAUUCCUAGUGUCCCUUGUGGGUAAUAUUCUGGUGCUGCUUGUGAUUGCUCCAAAUCGACAACUGCAAAGUGUCACCAACAACUUCCUCCUCAACCUUGCGAUAGCGGACUUAUUAGUUACAAUCGUGUGUAUACCGAUGACAGCAGCGCAGAGGAUUUACCAGCUGUGGAUUUAUGGUGAUGUUCUCUGCAAGUGUGUCCAGUAUUUACAGGGUAUCGCCGUCUCGGCCAGUACGUUCACCAUCACGGCUAUGAGCCUCGACAGAUGUCUUGCCAUCCGCCACCCAGUCGCCAUCAGAAGACUGAGGACAACCACCUUCGUCCGCAUCCUCAUCUUCUGUGUGUGGACGUUUUCCUUGCUCAUCAUGGUGCCUCUUCCAAUCAUCAGACGGACUGUGACAGAAGAGAUCCUUCCUGGACAGUCCCUUAUAUUCUGCAUUGAGGAGUGGCCUUCAUUUGCUCACAGGCGAACGUACGACAUCGCCAUACUUCUUAUCGUGUACAUCAUUCCUGGGAUCAUCAUAUCAACGUGUUAUAUUCUCAUGGGCAAAAGGUUAUGGGUGCCAGACAAGGAAUUAAACCGAGAUUUGUACCGUUAUCCUAUACAACGAGAACCUAUAUGCCGUAUGCAUCGUUUGACGACGGGACGGCGGAGGUUGGCGAAGUUGUGCAUCGCUGUUGCUGUUAUGUUUGCUCUAUGUUGGCUUCCGUAUUACAUAGUGACGACAUAUUUGGACUUCCGACCUGACUUGGAUGCGGCGGACAUCGUCCACUUCACCCUUCUUCUCGGACAUCUUCAUAGCGCGUCUAACCCCGUGCUUUAUUGUUUUUUACAUAAAACAUUCAGAAGAUACCUAAGGAAAUUCGUCUUCUGCGGAUAUAGAUUAAAUCCUUCGAAAAUGAUUAGCAAGGUGAUGUUUUCCCGCCCCUUCACGAGUCAUAGUUACCGUUCGAGGUCGUCACUCCACAGCUCAUUCCGUGACUCUAUGAGAGGUACGAACAUCCGCCUGACGGCGACCAGAGUGGCCCUUGACCGUCACAGAGGAGUAGAAACAAGGUCGGAUGGGAGCUGGCACAAAGCUUCUUUUCUUUCUGGCUCUCGCUCGGACUCCCACUCCAGUUCUGCCGACAUGGAACGCGGCAACCGGAACCAGCUGCAGGUACCCCGUGCCGGAAGACCCCUGUACACAGCCUCGUUCCGAUCUCACCGCAGGAGACGAUCCGACAUGGAGGAUUCCUUCAGCAGCUCCUGAUUCAAACGUGAUGAGAUAUUUGACUUGUGCUUCUUGUGAAUUGUAUUUUAUAUCCAAAUAAUGGAUCUGUGAUACCAUGUUCUUCUUUCUUUGUUGUUUGAUAUUACAUUUGUAUUACAUUUGUAAGCGACGGGUUCAACAUUCAUUCAGGAGACAGUACAGGAAUUAUGAAGCGUCUUUGUACAUAAUGUUACAGUUAUUUUCUUUGUUUACAUUUACCCAUCUUUCCAUUGUCUAAACAUUCUAUCUUGUUAUUUGAGUGAAUAAAUAUAUGUCAGAUAUUC